This is a messenger RNA of Pygocentrus nattereri (red-bellied piranha), 7355 nucleotides long. It is a transcript of the gene usp20, whose product is annotated as ubiquitin specific peptidase 20. Gene Ontology annotation, biological process: protein deubiquitination. NCBI's taxonomy places the organism in Eukaryota, Metazoa, Chordata, Actinopteri, Characiformes, Serrasalmidae. Gene Ontology annotation, molecular function: cysteine-type deubiquitinase activity; zinc ion binding. The transcript is spliced from 26 exons. The record is from RefSeq and is a predicted model, not a curated record. Bases 532 to 3309 code for a protein of 925 amino acids.
ACCGAUCCUGGAUCAGCAAUAACAUCCAUGACUUAAUUUACGACUGGAAGAGCAGAAGAGACGCCAGCCGAUCCUAGGACGACGCACACAGCUCAGUGCAGGGCUAUCAAAUCGUGUAGCUACAACUCAGAGAAACAUUCAAAAGCAGCGUGUUCAAACGACUGUAACGUUGUUGUUGUUCGGCUAACAAGAAGACCCUUUUCACUCGUGAUAAAGUUUUGCUAAUUGUGUUAGUUUAUGCUCUGAAACUUGCUGCUGCUGCGAGGGGGAGGUUGGGCAUCUUUGCUUUCUUUGCCAGUCCGCGUUAGCCUACUAGCUGGCGUUGCAGUGGGCUAAAAGCAGUCGUGACAUUUCAUUUUGGCCUAAGAUGAACACUUGUCAACAUCUCUCUUGGUCGUGCUGAGAAGAUCGCUGUACAAGCAACGUUUUCUAACGGAGCUAAACAGCUGCUGCUAUUGAGCUCAUGGCUGCUUUCACAGCAUAGCCGAAUGAAACAGCAGUUUUUGUUUUUGUUCAGUCAAAGAGCAAAAGAUGACGGAUAGUGGAGAUGUUUGUCCUCACCUCGAUUCCAUAGGUGAAGUAACCAAGGAUGAACUUCUACAGAAAUCAAAGGGCACUUGUCAGUCAUGUGGAGUGGGUGGUCCCAACCUCUGGGCAUGUCUACAGUCUGAUUGUCCCUAUGUGGGCUGUGGAGAGUCCUACUCAGACCACAGCACUAUACAUGCACAGGCGAAGAAGCACAAUCUGACAGUGAAUCUGACCACAUUCAGGGUGUGGUGUUACGUGUGUGAGAGAGAAGUGUUUCUAGAGCAGAGGCCUGUAGUGUCAGUGUCUGGAACUCAUCGCUACAAACCUCUCGAUCAGGAUUCUUCUCCACGAAGUGCUUGUCACCCGUUAAAGGCAGUACCAAUUGCCGUGGCAGAUGAGGAAGGCUCAGAGUCUGAGGAAGAUGAGCUCAAGCCUAGAGGGCUCACAGGGAUGAAGAACAUUGGGAAUUCAUGUUACAUGAAUGCAGCACUGCAGGCCCUCUCCAACUGUCCUCCUUUGACUCAGUUUUUCUUGGACUGCAGUGGCCUGGUGCGCACAGAUAAGAAACCUGCUCUCUGCAAAAGCUAUCAGAAACUCAUCUCUGAGCUCUGGCACAAGAAAAGACCCAGUUAUGUGGUCCCCACUAGUCUGUUUCAUGGCAUCAAACUUGUGAAUCCUAUGUUUCGAGGCUAUGCCCAGCAGGACACUCAGGAGUUCCUGCGCUGUCUGAUGGACCAGCUCCACGAGGAGCUGAAGGAGCCUCAGGCUGACUGCAGCAGCAGCAGUGGCAAUGCUGACCCUGACCAUAACCUUGACAAGCGUAACCAUGGCGAUGGUGACCGCAGCCCCUCUGAGGAUGACUUCCUGUCUUGUGACUCAGGUUCAGGGAGUGAGAGAGGGGAUGGGGACAGAGGUGGUGGGACUGGAGGAGGAGGGGAGGCGGAGCUUCUGAUUCAGGAUGAGUGUGUGGGAGCCAGAGGGAAUGGAGGGAUCUCUGAGAAGGAGAGGCUUAAGGAGAGGUGGAAGGAGGACAAGGGGGAGGAGAGGACACAGGAGAUAGACGAGGAUGCAGACGUGGAUACAGCAGCACAGGAGGAACAGACCGAGAGUGGAGGAGAGCAAGCUGGGUCAACCAGGACAGUCCAGACUCAGGGUAACACAGCCUGUUGUGUCUCAGAACCUGAUAAUGAGGCCUCCAUGCAUCGCCCCUCAUCUCGACCCUGUAGCCCCAGUCACAGUGUGCCGGAACUUCACUCUAAGCUGUCCAGCAGCCCACCCAGGUCUAGCCCACUUAGAGCCAGCCCUAUCUACACCUUUAAAAAAGCUCCGAUGCUCUUGGGUGCCAAGAAGAAGAAGCAGUCCCAUUUCCGCAGUGUUAUUUCAGACAUCUUUGAUGGCUCAAUUCUGAGUCUGGUCCAGUGCUUGACGUGUGACCGGGUGUCUACAACAGUCGAAACAUUUCAGGACUUAUCAUUGCCCAUCCCAGGUAAAGAGGACCUGGCUAAGCUUCACUCGUCCAUCCACCAGAGCGCUCCAGCAAAGGCAGGCGUCUGCACAGACACAUACGCUUCCCAGGGCUGGAUCUCCUACAUCAUGGAGUCUAUCCGCAGAUUUGUUGUGUCCUGUAUCCCCAGCUGGUUUUGGGGUCCCAUGGUGACACUAGAGGACUGCCUUGCUGCCUUCUUUGCUGCAGAUGAACUGAAAGGGGAUAACAUGUACAGCUGUGAACGAUGCAAAAAGUUGAGAAAUGGUGUAAAGUAUUGUAAAGUUCUGCGGCUACCAGAAAUUUUGUGCAUUCACCUGAAGCGGUUCCGGCAUGAGGUUAUGUACUCCUUUAAGAUCAGCAGCCAUGUCUCUUUUCCGUUGGAGGCUUUGGACCUAAAGCCUUUCCUGGCCAAAGAGAGCCCGUCUCAGAUCACUAUGUAUGACCUACUCUCUGUCAUCUGUCACCACGGCACUGCAGGCAGUGGCCACUAUAUAGCGUAUUGUCAGAAUGUAAUCAAUGGGCAGUGGUACGAGUUUGAUGACCAGUAUGUGACGGAGGUGCAUGAGACUGUAGUGCAAAAUGCUGAGGCCUAUGUGCUCUUUUACCGGAAGAGCAGUGAGGAGUCAGUGAGAGAGAGGCAGAAGGUUGUAGCUUUGGCCAAUCUAAAGGAGCCCAGUCUCCUGCAGUUUUACAUCUCAAGAGAAUGGCUGAACAAGUUCAACACCUUCACUGAGCCAGGACCCAUCACUAACCAUACCUUCCUUUGUCAGCAUGGAGGAAUCCCUCCAACUAAGUAUCAUUAUGUGGAUGAUCUGGUUGUGAUCCUGCCUCAGAAUGUGUGGGAAUAUCUUUACAACAGGUUUGGAGGGGGUCCAGCUGUGAAUCACCUGUAUGUGUGUGCGAUCUGUCAAGUAGAGAUAGAGGCCUUAGCCAAACGCAGGAAAAUGGAGAUUGACACUUUCAUUAAGCUGAAUAAAGAGUUCCAGGCAGAGGAAGCUCCUGUAGUUAUUUUGUGCAUCAGCAUGCAGUGGUUCAGAGAAUGGGAAAGCUUCGUCAAGGGAAAAGACAAUGAGCCACCAGGUCCAAUUGACAACAGCAAGAUUGCAGUGAUGAAGGGUGGUCAUGUCCAACUUAAACAGGGAGCCGACUAUGGGCAGAUUUCUGAGGAGACGUGGCAGUUUUUAGUGGGAAUUUAUGGCGGUGGUCCUGAGAUCGCAGUGAGGCAGAGCAUCAGCCCUCCAGACCCUGACACACAUGGAGAGAGGAAGAUAGAGGCAGAAACUAGAGCACUCUGAGUGGUGUCCUGAAUGUGGCUGAGCAUUUUUGCACCGUGUUUACACCUGCUUUCUUGUAAGCACUUUGUGAGCGCACCCAAUACCGUGAUCUGUUCCCUGUAGAAGACAUGGAUGUCUAGUAGUACAGAUUUGGUAGGUUAAAAGGUCUAUAGAUCUUAUCGGACAAACUAAUAUAGAAUUUGCCACUGUCCUGUGAUUGGGGGAGAGAGUUUCCUAUGUCCCUUGACCCACAAACUCAAAUGCACAUUUAAACUUUAUUUCCCUAAAAUUCAAGUUAUAUAUGUAUGCCAAACUGUCUUACAAAGAAAGUCUUAUAAAAGGAAAAGCUUUGCACAUUUUAUGUGGACUAAGCAAGAUGUAAUAGGCUGUAGUAUGUAGAUAUUUAUUGCCAGGGAGGAUUUAGCAGGCCAGAAUUCCCAGGGGUGGUGAUGCAUUACUCAAUGUAGCGUUAGGUCUACUGUACAUAAGUCUAUACUUCCAUGAAUGUGCGUAUUUAAAAGAAAACACAGUAUUCUAACAAAUUAAUUCAAAAUCAAACUGAAAUAGUUCCUCUAUGUUUUUGAACUCUUAAAGGAAUUCCCCAUAUAUUUUUCCACCUAAUCUAUAUCUGCUGUGUAUGUAGCAUGUUUCCCUGUACUUAUAAAGAAAUGGAAAACCUGUUGAUUCAUAACGCAUUUACAGUAAAAGCUAGUUGCUUAACAUUUCUUAAUUUGUUCAGUCAAAGGUCUUUGUAAAUAAAGCUGUAUAUUUGUAUAAAGAGAAGAAUUUAUGGUAAUUGGUUACUAGUGUAGUGGUGUGAGUUGAGCUUUCAAAGAUGAAAUGAAAAAUUUUGAGAGGUGAAUGUAAGUGGUUUUUCACUUUGUUGCUCCAAUGUUCAAAAGUUGGAUAAAACUUCACAAGGACAGAUUUGGCAAAUCUGAUCCCGUGAUCUACAGUACAGUGCAAAAAUCAGAAUAUUCAACAAAUUGCACAGAAGCCUCAACACCUCAUUUUUUUCAGUAUUUAAUGUGUCCACCGUUUGUCUUCAUCACAGCUUCUAUUCUGUUUGGCAAACUUGCUCCUCACGAUCCAAGUAAUCCCAAACACAUUCAGUAAUGUUGUUCAUUUAUUUUUUGUCUGCCUUCUUUUUUCAGUAACAGGUUCUUGACACCUACUCAUCCUUUCAGACCCACAGCAUUAUGUUGUCCUCUCACAGGGGAAGAAUAAACAAAAACACCUUUAUUCCAAACUGAAGCAAAACAUGAAAGAAGUGCUGUUUGUCUGAUGGUGACAGGUCUGGUGGUCUACCAGGGCAUGCGCUGUUGUUAGGAGUCACAUUUUCUCAUCUUUAAAAAACAGGAAUUUCCAAAACUGUAUCUUAAAACAUAUUUUCAUUUGACUUCCCCUUACGUAUGCAAGUGGAUUAGCUUCUAUCAUAUCUCUUGCUGAAACCUGAAUGGCAAAAUGGCUGUUUUGACUGAAAAUGAAAUAAGUAAGGGAUGGUCUUUUUUUGCACAAUGCCUAUAUAUGUAUAUAUAGGUGGUGUUUCUAAUUUAUGUUAUGGAGUCAUAUAUUUCAAAUAUAUAUUCAUGGAAUUCAGCACUUGCCCGGUAGCUCCUCUUAGAAGCAAGUUUCAGUUCAGCUUCAAUUCAUGUUUUCUGUUGAUUUCUAAGUACAGAGAAGUGUGUGUGUUUAUGAUGGCACAGUACAGAUGUGGAAGAACUAGUGUAAUCCUUUAAGUCUCCAGACCAGCUUAUCUUUACUUCGGGCGUCAACAGACUCAGACUGUGAGUCACAAUACACAGCUGUUCCUCCACGUUCUCAUAAUUACGUGCUCUCAAUGUGAGUCAUAGUUAACUGGCUAAAUUUGUCAUUUUUGUUUCAUUCUGAGUAGCACUGAGUCUGCAGUACUUACGUAGAACCACUUCUAGCUUCUAAGGGGGAAAAAUACUAGAAUAUUUCCUCAUUAAAUGCUAGUGCUGUCAUGUCUACUGCUGUUUCUUGUACACCGCAAUAGUUCUUGCUCUUACUUGAAGAAGUUGGUUGAUAUGGUACUUGCAUGAUUUGGGCUGUUAAUUUGCGCUUUCGUUGGAAAUUACAGGGGUGUCCUGUAUAGGAAGUCUUUACUAGGUCAACAGCAGUCUGACAUGAUUAAUAUUAGGCCACUUUUGUUACUACUGUCACUUUGAAAGUUUUCUGCACUGUUUUACUUGUAGUUAGUUUUGGGAGUCAGCUGACCUGUUGUUUUUUUUUUUUCAAAAUUUUCUACAAACUUUGUUGUGAUUUAAACAAAGUCAUUCAGAAUGGUUUGAAGUGAGAUAGUUAACUGUUGUGAAACUUACAAGCCCAGAUUUCUAUACAGUGAAGUGACAGGAGCCAGGGCUAGAACUGAAAGGUUAAAUGAAACUUUUUUUUUUCCUUGAUCGUGCCUGAUCUGUAGCCAUGGCAUUACUAAAUUUAGUGUCUAACUAGCUUGUACAUUUGCAUGGCUACCAUAAUCAGGAAAAUAAAGGAAAGCAGAUAGGAAAGGAAGAUUCAUUCAGACACACCCUUAGGGUCACAAUGUCUACGAAACAAAGAUUUCAUUUAAUUACUAUCCAACAUAACCAGAGAACCUAUGCAUGUCUUUCGAUGUUUUAUAUGUAAUGUUGAUUAUGUUAAAAGAUUGAAAUUUUAAAAAAAUAAAUCUUUGCAAACUAUUUUGCCUUACAACAGCCUACCUCUUAACAAUGAGCAGAUUUUUAAAAACACAUUUUGGGCCACAGUCUUCACAAAACUGUCAUAAAACAGUGUAACGUACAUCAGGCAACAUACUAUCAUUGUCCAAAAAAAAAAUUAUCUUAAUUUUUUUUCUACAUCAUUUGGACACAGUAGCUGCCCAUUACAGUGUGUGAAAAAAGUGAUAAUGAAGGGACCCAAGGAAAUGCUCCAAAAUUAACUGGAAUAAAACCCCUUUUUUUGUUUUUGCCCUCUCCUGUAAAUUUGGACAUUACUUUUUCUUGUUUGUUUUUUUUUUUUUUUUUUUUAAUCGGUGACCUUAUAAUGCAAUAUAUUUUUUGUAGCUUUUUAUAGGCAUUAAACACUUAAGAUGUUUAGUUCCUAUCACCACUACUGUGAACAAUUCUGGCUCCGUAUCUCCAAAAUGAUGAGCUUCACAUUGAAUCACUCUGGAUGACUUUGUUUAACAUAUAAUGCUUGCAUUUGCAUACAUUUAGAAAAAUCAACAAAAUUGUUCUGUAAAUAGACAGUUUUGUAAAUGAAAUGUGAUGGUGAACCUCUAUAGAGUAUAAGAGUGCUCAGAUAUCUGUGUUAAAGUGACUGUCAAAUGGCAGCACCAUUGGUUAUGUUCAUGCAUAAUUAGAAAAGCAUACAACUGCAAAAAUUGCUUUCCUAUAGUAGAAGUGACGAGGGGGCAGUUAGAAAGGGUUUGAAAUCCCAGAAUUCAGUCAACAAAUCCACCCAAAUUAAAAUUCAAGUACCACCCUGGAUGGAUACACCAACCACAAAACUGACAUUUCUGUAGUAAGGAUUUCUGUUAUUAAGCUAUACAGUCAAUUAAGGGCAUGUGCAAUGAAGUGAAUGAGAUGAGUCUGAACAGUGAAUAAGUCUAGAUGGUCUGACUACAAAGGAUUUUGAGCUGAACAUAAAACAUCAUUCUGUGCACUAGUGUUAGUUAAGGUUAGUAGUAGGUGUUAUAUGAGCCAUCCUUUGCUGUUGUAUCAACUUGAUCAUACUGAUAGUCUCAUCUGUGUUUAAAACAUGCAUAUUUAAAUAUGUAGUCUCAUUUUAAUUUUUUAUUUAUAUAAUUUGUUUCCUUCUACUGAGCAGAAAGGUUAAAACUGUUGUACUUUAUGGACCAGUCAUGGACAACAUGAUGGUUUGCUAGCUGGUGUAAAAAUAAAAAUGUUAAAAAUAUAUAUUGAACUGUUACAUUUGAACAAAGAGUCUGUUAUGCUAAUUAUGUUCAUUUCAACAAAUUGAAAUUAUAAGCUUAGUGCAGUUAAUUUAAAUGUUUAAAUGUCUCUGACUUCUUGACAAAUGAACUAAUAAAGCGUGUUCUUUCUUCA